Carya illinoinensis is the source of this 567-nucleotide messenger RNA. RefSeq lists its product as uncharacterized. The record is from RefSeq and is a predicted model, not a curated record. The transcript has 2 exons. Lineage: Eukaryota; Viridiplantae; Streptophyta; Magnoliopsida; Fagales; Juglandaceae. The coding region runs from base 124 to 495 and encodes 123 amino acids.
ACACUAUAAAUGAUGAGCUUACUGCCUCUUAAGUCCUCAUUCAUUAGCAGCCUAAACUUCUUCCUCAUUCCUUGACAGCCCCAGCACCUAAGAUAGAGUUGGCAACAACAAAAUCUAGAGCACAUGAAGAUAGCAGUACUUGUAUGGCUUUUCUUCAUUGUAUCCCUUAAACUUCUUACGUAUUCAGCAUGCCAAAGCACUUUCACCCCAAAAGCAGAAGAUAAGCCGUAUUUGAGUCCCAGAAAACAGCUUAACUACUUGUAUGAUAGGAACAGAGAAGCAGGGGAUCAAAGAAGAAAUGAGGCAGUUCAAGCAGCACGUCCUCUAAGGGUUUCCCAAAAGGCAAAAGCAGUUUAUGGUGGUGCCAAUGACCUUAAGCACCCUCGUAAUUCCCAUAGUGGAGCAAACUCCAUUUUAGUUCGACCCUGUUUGGGGUUUUCGGUGUUGCUUAGGCAUGUUGUACUUGGAUUGCUCCUUCUUGUUUUCUUCUUUUGAACUCCACGGAUGUGAUCAUAAAGCUUCACUUGUGCCCUUCUUUUCCCAAUGUUAAAGGACCAGCUUUCUCAA